Molecule: messenger RNA, 498 nt
Organism: Ilex paraguariensis (yerba mate)
Lineage: Eukaryota; Viridiplantae; Streptophyta; Magnoliopsida; Aquifoliales; Aquifoliaceae
Source: the annotation of a GenBank genome assembly
AUGGCUAGCAACAAGUCACGUGAAGAUGGGCGUGCAGGAGGAGAGAUUGUGUACGGAGCUGAAGCGUGUUACCGUCAAUCGAUAGCUCUCCUUGAAGAGCUGGGAUUCCCCAGAGGUGUCCUUCCCCUCCAGAACCUUGAAGAGUGUGGAAGAGUACGUGAAACUGGAUUUGUAUGGAUGAAACAAAAGGCUCCAUUUCAGCACUUCUGUGUUGGGACUAAUACCCUUGUCAGCUACGGCACAGAGGUGACUGCAUACAUAGAGAAGUCCAAAAUGAAGAAGAUGACUGGUGUCAAGAGCAAGCAGCUCCUUUUAUGGGUACCCAUUGUUGAGAUGAGCCUCGAAGGUCCUGAUUACAAAAAAAUCCAUUUCAAAACGCCGGUGGGCAUCGGAAAGUCUUUUCCAAUCACUGCUUUCAUGACUGAAGAGGAAAAGCAGAAGUAUAUGGAGAAAGUCGUUUCUAUUGUAUUCACCAAUGGUCCUUUGCCGUAUCAAUAA